Metarhizium album ARSEF 1941 is the source of this 1077-nucleotide messenger RNA. RefSeq names its product Modification methylase HemK. The coding region runs from base 1 to 1077 and encodes 358 amino acids. The transcript has a single exon. Gene Ontology annotation, cellular component: mitochondrion. NCBI's taxonomy places the organism in Eukaryota, Fungi, Ascomycota, Sordariomycetes, Hypocreales, Clavicipitaceae. Gene Ontology annotation, molecular function: protein methyltransferase activity; nucleic acid binding. The record is from RefSeq and is a predicted model, not a curated record. Gene Ontology annotation, biological process: protein methylation.
AUGCCACGACUUCCAUCACGGCUCCUCAGGCAAGCCAGACAACACUCGCCCAACCUUGCUGCUCUUGUCCCCGCAUGUCGCGAUAUUCAAUCCGCCCAAAAUGAACUCCGCUGGCUCACGGAAUAUGUAACGCAGACAAUCAACACACAGUCCAUCGUCAGCAAGGAUCAACGACUGAGGUCACUAUGCCAGCGGCGACGUCGUGGUGUACCUUUACAGUACAUUCUCGGCUCCCAGCCUUUUGGGCCCCUGGAUAUCAAAUGCAGAUCGGGCGUGCUCAUCCCUCGCCCAGAGACGGAGGCCUACACAUAUCACCUUGUAGAUUUGAUCAAGUCAGGGAAACUUUUGCCCAGUAGAUCGAGCAAUGAUGAUGACGAGCUGAGCAUUGUUGACCUCUGCACGGGAACAGGUUGCAUUCCUUUGCUUUUGUACGCUUUGCUUCAGCCCUCUUUUUCGCGCUUGCGCGUCCGAGGAGUUGACAUUUCGUCCCAAGCAAUCAGCCUCGCAAAGCUCAAUAUUGACCACAAUACCAAGCUAGGCAAUAUUUCGGUUUCCCAACCGGAUCAAACGCUCAACUUCUUGAGGGGUGACAUCUUCAAGGACCAAGACGUGGCCCCUCUGACCCGAAAUCCCUGCGACAUCUUAGUAUCAAACCCACCAUAUGUCUCCCGGAAGGCCUGGGAUCUUGCCCAAGGGCGACUGAGCUACUCUGUUCGCAAGUACGAGCCGCGAUUAGCCCUUGUUCCACAUGUUGAUGCGCCCGUUCCUGCUGGAUGGCAGCAUGAGGAUGUGUUUUACUCUAGACUGCUGGAUCUUGCCAUGCUACUGAAACCGAGAGUCGCACUUCUCGAACUUGGCGAGGAACCACAAGCUCGGCGAGUAUUGGGCUGUUUAUUUCGACACAAAAUAGCAAAGUUCGUCGCGGUUGAGGUUUGGCGCGAUUGGCCAGACCUGACCGCAGCUGACGGAGAGGCGGGAGCGCUUGUUGUAGAGGCAGACGAUACAUCUCGGAGGGUUCUAGUUAAAGGAAGCGGCGAGGUUCGGUCCAUUCUACUGCGGUUGCGAUGGGAUACUUGA